UUUUUAUCUGGUGCCUAUUUGAGGCAAGCAGAUCCAGUUUGGUAUUUCCACUGUGUUGUACUUUUGCUGUUCUUAAAAAAGAACUACCGGUGAUGGCAGGUCGCACAAUCUCAGAAACGACGGAGGAGAUUGAGGAGGACGAGGAGCAGCAAACACGGAAUAACUUCUCCAAGGAUGAUCUAGAACUGGCUUCUGUAAGCGUCGACCCGACAUUAUUUGAGGAGUCAUGCUUGGAACUUGGAGCUUUCAGGUGACACUGAUAGUGACAUAUACAACGGUGGCACUAAUAGUGACAAAUACAACGGUGGUACUGAUAGUGACAUAUUCAACGGCGGUAUUGAUAAUCACAAAUAUAUCGGUGGUAUUGAUAAUCACAAAUAUAUCGGUGGUAUUGAUAAUCACAAAUAUGUCGGUGUUUUGUAUUCUCUCUUGUGCGAUACAAGAGAUCGACUGGCAUUGACGUACUCACGAAAACAGAUUGCAUAUUUCAAAUAUUUUUCCGAUAUUCUAUUCUAUUUUGGUCGCCAGACUCUACGCUCUCCAAGCCAUUCACCUGGCAAUCGUGCUGGAGGACCUUUGUGAUCAGCUGGACGUACUGGGGAGAUCGUUGCCUACCACUCAGAUAGAACUACGCUCCCAGAAGUCUGUUAUCUAUGACGACACGAACCACAGGGCCACCUGGAAACCGGAUGCCAUGGAUGCUAUGGUACGAACGGAGCCACCUACAUCUGGUCACAUGUUAGCCAUUGUCUGCUUCACUAUUCUCUUUUCUCUCUUUCUAUUUGUUCUUUCUAUCCCCCUCUUUCACCUUCUUUUCUCUCUUCAAGUUUCGCUUUCUGUUUCUCUCCUCUUUCAAACCAAUUCUUGGUCUAUAAUUUACACAUUUAUCCUUCUAUUCUCUACUCCCGUAUCAUCCUAACCUUCCAUUAUGUCCUUCUGUUUCGCACUUCAUUGCAUUUUAUUUAUUUCACAUGAACUUAUUUCAUGUAUUUUGAGUUAUCGCUGUAUUACUCUAAAUUUCCCUAUACCCUCUACCUCUCCAUCUUUUCUAUCUUCAUUCCACACAUAUUCAUUUACAUAGACGGCACCCAGAAAACACCUACUCUUUCGUUCUGUACUGAUACGUCAACAGUGGUGGCACACAGAAAACACCUACUCUUUUGUUCUGUUCUGAAACGUCAGCAGUAGUGGCACACACAAAACACCUACUCUUUCGUUCUGUAUUGAUGCGUCAGCAGUAGUGGCACACAGAAAACACCCCAUUUUCUUAUAUGCAUGUCGUUUAAAGUGAUGACAUACAGAAAAUAUACCACUUUCAGAUUUGGCCAUCGUAUGUUAUUUUUAAUUUUAAAUCUUAAUCUAAGUGCUCAAUCAUAAGUCUACACAAUCAUGCUAAGGGAUGGCUGGCAUUGACUCCUACAUGCCAUGAAAUAGGCUGGCAUUGACUCCUACAUGCCAUGAAAUAGGCUGGCAUUGACUCCUACAUGCCAUGAAAUAGGCUGGCAUUGACUCCUACAUGCCAUGAAAUAGGCUGGCAUUGACUCCUACAUGCCAUGAAAUAGGCUGGCAUUGACUCCUACAUGCCAUGAAAUAGGCUGGCAUUGACUCCGAGAUGCUAUGAUAUGGCUGGCGUUGACUCUUACAUAUCGAAUAGUAUCGAGUAUCUAAGGCCCAAAAUAUUAUGUUCUCCUGAAUACACUUCACUUAGGUAAAAAGAUAGUAAACUGAGGAUUGAGUGUGUGUGGAAAGGGAUGUCUGUUUGAUUUGAAGGCUGGUGGGGGAAAAGGCAUAGAACAUAUCUUAUUACCUUGAAAACGCUAAAGCUUGUGUGCAGUAUCAAAGUAUGUCUGUUUCUUAAUUAUUAUUAUAUAUUGGGUGCAUCAAUUUGCUAUCCAUUUCCAAGAGUAAAAUUCUUUUGUUAAAAAUUGUUUCCGAUAUCCACUCAGAGCGAAAACAAAGGUUACUCCUUGGAGCAGCACUACGCGUCCAUCCUACCCAGGCGUAUCUAUGAAUCUCACUACCUCAUGCCGAGACCCAGGUGUGACAGAAAGCUGCUCUUACUGGUAAGCACUGGUGUUCUGAGAUAUAAAGUGGGACUGUAAAGGCUGUCACCCUUACAAGUACGGUCGUUGGUGUUGUAAGACUUCUACAUCACCUAUUAAACUGUCACACAUGCGAUCGUUGGUGUUGUCAUUGUCACAUUGUGUCAACACGUUUUUCAAGAUAGUAAUGCCAAAGUAUGGGCAGAGGCGUAGCUACGGUUAGAAGAGCUUCGGGGUGGGAUACGCGUUUUGACACCCCCCUCCACGAAAUGAACAUGGAAGUUGUAUGAAAAUGCUGUAAACCCCUCAGUGUAAAGAAAAAAGUGCCGCCCUACGUGGACUGCCACUACGCCCCCUUCCAUCUUACGCCACUGAGAAUUGGGAGAUAUAGAAUAGCUUAAACAUAUAGGGAGACGUAGAAUACAAGUCAAGCCACCGAACAGUGUGAGCUGGUGAGUACAUUUUUAUGUACACAGAACAGUGUGAGCUGGUGAGUAUAUUUUUAUGAACACAGAACAGUAUGAGCUGGUGAGUACAUAUUUUAUGUACACAUAACUGUAUGGUAUGGUGAGUAUGGUAUGGUGAGUACAUGUUUUAUGUACACAGAACUAUAUGAUAUGGUGAGUACAUGUUUUAUUUACACAUAACUAUAUGGUAUGGUGAGUACAUGUUUUAGGUACACAUAACUAUAUGGUAUGGUGAGUACAUGUUUUAUGUACAUAGAACUAUAUGGUAUGGUGAGUACAUUUUUAUGAACACAGAACAGUAUGAGCUAGUGAGUACAUGUUUUAUGUACUUAUAACUGUUUGAUGUGGUGAGUACAUGUUUUAUGUACUUAUAAAUGCAUGAUGUGGUGAAUACAUGUUUAAUCUCCACAGGCAAACAGCCAUCAGACUUAAAUCAGACACCAGAAAGACAUCAGAUAGACAUCCGACAGUCAUAAGACAAACGUUUGCAUAAUUUAGAUUUUCGAAGUUAGAGAAAAUUAAAAUUUCUCCUGGAGUCCCGGAAUUUCUCUCCUCUGUUUUCCUUGGGGGUCGUCCAUUAAUUAUGUCAACAAAAUAGGGGCUAAGGGGUUUGGAAAAAAUGACAAUUGUUGACAAGGGGGAGGGGGGUUUAGAUUAGUUGAAGUCAACAAUCAAGUUUUCUCUAUUAAAAUUUAAUCUUAAAAAUUGACUAGUUAUUACAUUAUUUUAACAAAUUUAAUGAGUGUAAAUUUAAAAAAAAAAAACGUUUAUAAUUUGUAGCAUUUUAAUAAUAUAAGAUUUAUUUAAUGCGUGUCUUUCUUUGCACUGCUGAUGGCUGGUCAGAAUGUUGGCACAUUUAAUUAAUGCAAGAGAACUCAAAAGUUGGCCUCUCUUCGACUUAGAUUCUGUCGCAAAUGACUAGGACGGUAUGUUUGCGGUCAUGUUGCAGGUAUGCAACAAGGACAAGGUUCAAGAGUCAUGUGCGGUCAAGAUAAAUGGUAUUUAUAGAGAAGGAAUUCGAUAUUUUGAGAAUUAGGGGAAAAUAAAGUGAGUAACAAUAAUACCAUCACUGCUUGAACGGAUUUGAAAAAUCUGUAACAUCUAUUUUGCAUCACAAGUCAUAAUUGAAAUAGCAAGUUCAACAGCACCAACAAUGCAUAAGAUAUUAACACCUGCUCCUGAACACACAAAAAAAGGAUUCGACUAGUGCAAGUAGCUGCCAAGAGACACAGAGAGCUUAUAGCAAUUAUUGCUAACACUGACAAUGGUUCUAUUUUAAGAGCUGAGUGGCUUGCUGAGGAGGGUGUUGACUUGUCUGCUAUAUAAGUUCCGCUAGAUGAAAAUGAUAAAUCAGCUACUAUGUCCAUUCUACGAUAGAUAGAGCAACACCUGGAUACUCACUGGGAAGAUGAUAUCAGCUAGAAACUAUGCUACAAUUGUGAACUAUACUGACAAUAAUCAUAUUUCUAUUUCAACAAACAAUGAUAUUUAGUCUUUAACAACCGAUUAUGCAUUAUGACAUUCAAGUGUAAAAACGUUUAAACUUGUUGAUUAACAAGGUAAAGGUGCAACAAAAGGUUUUUCCUACAAUUUUGUAUUAUUAAAAUACAGCAUCAUAAAGUAAAAUUUAUUUAUAUCUUUAUUGAUAUUAUAAUUUUGUGGGGGUAGGUUUACCCAAUGUUGACAUAAUUACUUGGGGGGGGGGGCCUCACUGAAAGUUUAACAGUUGUUGGCAAAAGGGGGGAGGGUUCAAAAUUGCUUAGCAAUUGUUUACGUAAUUAAUGGACGGCCACAUCAGCACUGGGAGAGCCCCAUCAUUGGACUGUAAUUACGUAAAAUAAAAAGACAAACAGGUAUGUAGAUAAACAUGACUGAGAUUUUUUCAACGCUUUAACACAGCUGAAAGAGAGUGGGCUCAAGCAAGACACUGUUUCCGGCAAGAUUCAGGCAGACAGGGCAUUUUUGCAAUGGGCAAUCCAAGCAGUGAUUGAUGACCUCAUCAGGGUAAGCAUCAUCCAACUGAGAACCAAUGACCAAUCUGUCGUGCCCUGUCUAUUGCGCCCUGUAUUUGGUUCAAUGUCAAUCGUGCCUUGUCUGCAUCGCCCUGUUUAUCGUGACAAAAGGAACAUGUUUACUGUAGAUACAAUCGCAGAAGGAAUUCAGACAAUGUUAAGGUCAAUCAUAUACAUCGUUCUAUACGAGGCCUGCUCUAAAUCGAUUGAAAGUCAUUUUGCAAAUAUCCUGGCCUGGCCGUCACAUUUUUUUUUAUCUAUAUAUAUAAUUUGCCAGAAACUAGGCCAAACAACAAGACAACCACCACGCAGGCUAUAUAUAGAUACUCGCGGCGUCUGCUAAGCCGCGGGUCGGCUAUAUUUAUAGAGCUCAUGGACGUGAAAUAAAAAGGGUGCCGUGACGUAUCAUGAAAAAUCGGGGGAGGGGGGGGGAAGGGGUGUAGCAAUAUAGGCAUUCUUAAAUGUGCGUAACUUGAGCUCACGUUUUUGUCAGGUAACUUUAGUAGAUGGGAAGUUCACGCAUUGCUGUCGCCAAUGUUAGGCGGGAUAUGUCUAGCAUUUAUACAUUUAAUAGUUUCUUUGUUGGUCCGACACAUGCUUCUUUAUGUAUUCUUCAAAACGGUUUCUAAAUUUUUCCUGGAGUUAACCAAAUGAAACAGAUUCCAGCCCAAAUAGUUAUAUUUACAUUCAAUGAUACAUAUUGCGUAGACACUAACCUCUGUAUGAUUUACGACACUAUCCUAUGUAUGCUUUACGACACUAUGCUAUGUAUGCUUUACAAUUCUCAUCUCUGUGUGCUAUAUGACACUACUCUCUGUGUGUUUUAAGACGCUAGUCUUUUGUGUGCUUUACGACGCUACUCUCUGUGUACUUUACGACGCUACUCUCUGUGUGCUUUACGACGCUACUCUCUGUGUGCUUUACGACUCUACUCUCUGUGUACUUUACGACGCUACUCUCUGUGUGCUUUACGACGCUACUCUCUGUGUGCUUUACGACACUAUCCUAUGUAUGCUUUACAAUUCUCAUCUCUGUGUGUUAUAUGACUCUACUCUCUGUGUGUUUUAAGACGCUAGUCUUUUGUGUGCCUUACGACGCUACUCUCUCUGUACUUUACGAUGCUACUCUCUGUGUGCUUUACGAUGCUACUCUCUGUGUGCUUUACGACUCUACUCUCUGUGUACUUUACGACGCUACUCUCUGUGUGCUUUACGACUCUACUCCCUGUGUACUUUACAACGCUACUCUUUGUGUGCUUAACGACGCUACUCUCUGUGUGCUUUACGACGCUACUCUCUGUGUGCUUUACGACGCUACUCUCUUUGUGCUUUACGACGCUACUCUUUGUGUGCUUUACGACGCUACUCUCUGUAUACUUUACGACGCUACUCUCUGUGUACUUUACGAGGCUACUCUCUGUGUACUUUACGACGCUACUCUCUGUGUGCUUUACGACGCUACUCUCUGUGUGCUUUACGACACUAUCCUCUGUAUGCUUUACGAUUCUCAUCUCUGUGUGUUUUAUGACUCUACUCUCUGUGUUGUUUACGACGCUAGUCUUUUUUCUGUGUACUUUACGACGCUACUCUCUGUGUGCUUUACGACGCUACUCUCUGUGUGCUUUACGACACUAUCCUAUGUAUGCUUUACAAUUCUCAUCUCUGUGUGUUAUAUGACUCUACUCUCUGUGUUUUUUAAGACGCUAGUCUUUUGUGUGCUUUAUGACGCUACUCUCUGUGUACUUUACGACGCUACUCUCUGUGUACUUUACGACGCUACUCUCUGUGUGCUUUACGACGCUACUCUCUGUGUGCUUUACGACGCUACUCUUUGUGUGCUUUACGACGCUAUUCUCUGUGUACUUUACGACUCUACUCUCUGUGUACUUUACGACGCUACUCUCUGUGUGCUUUACGACUCUACUCUCUGUGUACUUUACGACGCUACUCUCUGUGUGUUUUACGACGCUACUCUCUGUGUGCUUUACGACGCUACUCUCUAAGUGAUUUAAGAUUUUUGUUUCGUACCAUGUUAGUGUCUAAUCUUAUUGUACAAUGUCAAGUGCUAUUGUCCAUUGUUAUUGUCCAAAUUUAUCGUCCAACGGUCAGUGUUAUAUUCCAUUGUUAUUGUCCAAUUAAACUCAAUCUUGAUGUCCAAUAUCUGUGUACUUGUAGGCGGGUGAAGAAGACGCUACUCUCUGUGUAUUAUGCGACGCUACUCUCUGUGUACUAUGCGACACUACGCUCUGUGUACUAUGCGACGCUACUCUAUAUAUGCUUAUGACGCUAGUCUCUGUGUGGUUUACGAAGCUACUCUCUGUUCGAUUUUUUUCAUUAGCCUCUAUGUGCUUUACCGACUUGUAACUAGUGAUGAGUUUAUUCAGGGAUUAAGUCAUGGGAUACGAAGCGUGAGAACCACUGGCGUCGCUAAGUUUAGUGCAGCAGAGGAAAGUAUUCAAGAUUUAUGGAUCCCCCCCCCCAACCCCAACCCGCUAUGUAUUUAUGCUAAGAAACAAUUAUUACACAUUGCAUAACUAGUGAUGAGUUUAUUCAGGGAUUAAGUCAUGGGAUACGAAGCGUGAGAACCACUGGCGUCGCUAAGUUUAGUGCAGCAGAGGAAAGUAUUCAAGAUUUAUGGAUCCCCCCCCCCCAACCCCAACCCGCUAUGUAUUUAUGCUAAGAAACAAUUAUUACACAUUGCAGGAUUAAAUACGCUUCCAUCGAAUAGUAGAAGACGUGUAGCCAUAAUAAGAGUUGACCUGUAUGUCAUACUAAUAAAUCGUCACCACAGUUGGUGUUGAUAAUUAUUACGUGUAUAUGCUUGCCAUAAAGAUCACCAUCUCUCAAAGAGACUCUACUGCAGGGCUGCUGAAAACAUGACAGACAAACCGGUGCAAAGCGUUCUGCAGGACUCACGUUCUCAUUGUGGUCCACGUUGUUUUUAAAACAUAAUAAUAUAAGCAACUCUUAAUUUUCUUCUUGAUCAUCAACUUCCGGUAAAUACUAACAUAGACAUUGAAUGUGAUGACCAUUCGUUAUGACAAGGGUCGUCUUGGCAAGGCACGAUACUAUGGCCUCCUACUGGCUUUAGGGACGUCUUGGCAAGGUGGGGUACUAUGGCCUCCUACUGGCUUUAGGGACGUCUUGGCAAGGCAAGGUACUAUGACCUCCUACUGGCUUUAGGGACGUCUUGGCAAGGCAAGGUACUAUAGCCUCCUACUGGCUUUAGGGACGUCUUGGCAAGGCAAGGUACUAUGGCCUCCUACUGGCUUUAGGGACGUCUUGGCAAGGCAAGGUACUAUGACCUCCAAGUGGCUUUAGGGACGUCUUGGCAAGGCAAGGUACUAUGACCUUCUACUGGCUUUAGGGACGUCUUGGCAAGGCAAGGUACUAUGGCCUCCUACUGGCUUUAAGUGCGUCUUAACAUUUAACACUUACCAGCAACUCGGGGCCAUAGGUCUCUCUGUUCCAGGAAAAAAUGCUUCAAAUUGCCUUAACUCCCAAAACCCUCACAAAAUGCUAAACAAUUCACUUAAAAUAAAACUUCGGUAAUGGAGAUGGGAAAGGAGGGGGUGUGUAGUGGGACGAUGUUCCCUCAUUAGGAUAUAGACAACAAAUAGGCUUAUAUAAAAUACAUUUAAUUGUAAAUAUAUAUAUAUAUAUAUAUAUAUAUAUAUUUGGCAUUUAGCCAGAGGAAAUGACAGAGGAACGAAGAGGGUACAUCACCAAUACCCCAGAGGAAAAAGGCUCAAAGGCAGACCUAGGCUUAGGUGGAUAUAUGAUGUAGAAAAAGAUCUACAGCAGCUGAAAGUCCAAGCAUGGAAAAGAAAGGCAUUAGUUAGGUCUGAGUGGAAGGAAGUAGUGAGGCAGGCCAAAGUCCUACAUGGGCUGUAGCGCCACAGGGAUGGAUAUAUAUAUAUAUAUAUAUAAAUAUAUAUAUAUAUAUACAUUGAUUCCGGGGAUAUUGCAUAAAGAAAGAAGCCGAUGUUGUUAAAAAACAUAAACCAAGGGCGCCGAAGUCUCACGAGCCAAUGGGAGAGUCUGAUUAGGGGGCUCAGUGAGCCCCCUCCCCCAGACAUUGUUUGAGAAAUCCAAAAUUCAGGGAUGAAUUUUGGCAAACAUUUAAAUUUAUGUUUGCUAAAAUCUGCACACUGAUAGCAAAGGAAAUUGCCAUUAAUGUUUCAAUAUUAUGCCCGUAGGAGCGAGAGGUCCCUAGAAACGUCAGGGCCAAGGCAACUUCCCAGUGUGCCUGUGCCUGAAGACGUCACUCGCGAUGAUGCGUGAUAGUAAAAAAAGGUGAAGGUAGACAAAAUGUGGGAUAUUUACAAGUUACAAACAAAAGCCCGUCUUCAUCGAGGAUUAAUUUCCACAGAACAGGUCGUUCGAUAGUUUGAACAAGGUUGUACAAAGUGAGAGGGACAAAAGGGAACAACUUUUUGGCAUGUUCAAGAAAAUGAAGGAUGACACGGAGCUCAUCAAACAACUGAAGGCGAGUUCACAGAAUGAGACAGAGACUGAAAUAUGGUCUAGCACUCAUUUUUUUCUUGUUGCUAUCGUUUGAUCAAAAAUCAGUAUUACAGUAAUUAUAAUAAUAUUACUAAUAGGGAAUGUUAUAAUUAUUAUAUUUAUUUUACGAUCUUCAACACCAUUAGGCUGAUCAUUUAUUUUAUUUUUAUUUAAUACAAUUACUCAAUCUUAUUUAUAAAACGGUUAAUUUUGAGACUUCGCAAGUAGCACGUAAUGCUUUCCGUGUUUUCCGUCAACACCGGACCAUAUCUUCUAGUAUCUACAUGUUAUAGCCAAGGUUUGCAAUCUGGGCAUUAUAUAGAAUGCCUGACGAUUUCAAAGUAUGAUCAAUCGGAAAGGAUUCUAUACAAUGUCUAAGCACUCGGCAAUCAACACACACACACACAUAUAUAUAUAUAUAUCUAUCUAUAUAUCUAUCUAUCUAUAUAUAUAAUUUUUUAUAUGUACGAGUAGCGCUUAAGCAAUGUAUUAUCGUCUCGUGCAGGUAGAUAUUAAAGUGAUGAAGAAGCAGAAGAUAAGAGAUAAUCAGUUGUUAGAUGCUCAGAUAUUUGAAGUCAAAGACCAUCUUCUGGAGAUGAAUAUCAGAAAACCAAUGGAACAUGUGUACACACAGAAUAUAGGUAGGCUAAGUGUGGAAAGUGGACAAUGUGUACACGUUUAAUAGAGUUAAAAAUGGACCGUGAAUGUGGGUAGGUGUGCUCAACAAAAUAUAUUUAUACAAAAAAAGAAACGUUAGUGUGGGCAGAGGGACUUACGUACACAAAUAAUUGGUGUAAGAGUGGACAAUGGACUAAAUAUACUCAUAGAAUGUGGGUAAGUAUGGACAGUGUACACAUAGAAUGUGAGUAAAAUGGAAAAAUAGGCUAUAUGCAGACAUAUAGUAUGAGAAAGUGGGGAAUAAAGAAUAUGGACCCAUCUGGAAUGUGUGUAAGUGUGGGCAAUGGAAAAUGUGUGCCAACAUUCUGUUUUGAUGAUAAUUUAUGUGUUGACGGUUGAAUGUACCGGUAUGUCAAUGUGUCCAAAUUAUGUGUUUUAUGAUAAUCUAUGUGUUGACAAUUUAAUAUGUUUCCAACAAAAAAAAAUAAAAAAAAAAUUAAAACAAGAAUAUUUGAAUGAUGGAAAAUAUUGGGCAAGUUAUCAAAAUGUCUUCAAUAGAAAAAAUGUGAAAUGCUUUUUAUCAAAUUAUGAAAUGAUUGUAUCAAUUAUUUCACAUCUUUUUAUUAUAUUAUAAAAAAGGCAAUGUGCGAUUCUGGUUAAAUUACCUCCACCUUUUUUAGGUAAGACGAUCAUUAAAACCUCAGAUUACCUCCAUCUUCUGUAGGUAAGGUGGUCAUUAAAACAUUAGAUUACCUCCGCCUUCUGUAGGUAAGACGGUCAUUAAAACCUCAGAUUACCUCCACCUUCUGUAGGUAAGACGAUCAUUAAAACCUCAGAUUACCUCCACCUUCUGUAGGUAAGACGAUCAUUAAAACAUUAGAUUACCUCCACCUUCUUUAGGUAAGACGAUCAUUAAAACCUCAGAUUACCUCCAUCUUCUGUAGGUAAGGUGGUCAUUAAAAUCUCAGAUUACCUCCACCUUCUGUAGGUAAGACGGUCAUUAAAACCUCAGAUUACCUACACUCUCCUAGGUAAGGCAAUCAUUAAAACCUUAGAUUACCUAACCAUCUCCAGGUAAGGCAAUCAUUAAAACCUUAGAUUACCUAACCAUCUCCAGGUAAGGCAAUCAUUAAAACCUUAGAUUACCUAACCAUCUCCAGGUAAGGCAAUCAUUAAUACCUGAGAUUACCUACACCCCUCCCAGGUUAGGCGAUCAUUAAAACCUUAGAUUACCUAAACGCUCUCCAGGUAGGGCAAUCAUUAAAACCUUAGAUUACCUAAACGCUCUCCAGGUAAGGCGAUCAUUACAACCUUAGAUUACCUAAACACUCUCCAGGUAAGGCGAUCAUUACAACCUUAGAUUACCUAAACACUCUCCAGGUAAGGCAAUCAUUACAACCUUAGAUUACCUAAACACUCUCCAGGUAAGGCGAUCAUUACAACCUUAGAUUACCUAAACGCUCUCCAGGUAAGGCGAUCAUUACAACCUUAGAUUACCUAAACGCUCUCCAGGUAAGGCGAUCAUUACAACCUUAGAUUACCUAAACACUCUCCAGGUAAGGCGAUCAUUACAACCUUAGAUUACCUAAACGCUCUCCAGGUAAGGCGAUCAUUACAACCUUAGAUUACCUAAACGCUCUCCAGGUAAGGCGAUCAUUACAACCUUAGAUUACCUAAACGCUCUCCAGGUAAGGCGAUCAUUACAACCUUAGAUUACCUAAACGCUCUCCAGGUAAGGCGAUCAUUACAACCUUAGAUUACCUAAACGCUCUCCAGGUAAGGCGAUCAUUACAACCUUAGAUUACCUAAACACUCUCCAGGUAAGGCGAUCAUUACAACCUUAGAUUACCUAACCAUCUCCAGGUAAGGCGAUCAUUACAACCUUAGAUUACCUAAACGCUCUCCAGGUAAGGCGAUCAUUAAAACCUUAGAUUACCUAAACGCUCUCCAGGUAAGGCGAUCAUUACAACCUGAGAUUACCUAAACGCUCUCCAGGUAAGGCGAUCAUUAAAACCUUAGAUUACCUAAACGCUCUCCAGGUAAGGCGAUCAUUAAAACCUUAGAUUACCUAAACGCUCUCCAGGUAAGGCGAUCAUUAAAACCUUAGAUUACCUAAACGCUCUCCAGGUAAGGCGAUCAUUAAAACCUUAGAUUACCUAAACGCUCUCCAGGUAAGGCGAUCAUUAAAACCUUAGAUUACCUAAACGCUCUCCAGGUAAGGCGAUCAUUAAAACCUUAGAUUACCUAAACGCUCUCCAGGUAAGGCAAUCAUUACAACCUUAGAUUACCUAAACGCUCUCCAGGUAAGGCGAUCAUUAAAACCUUAGAUUACCUAAACGCUCUCCAGGUAAGGCAAUCAUUACAACCUUAGAUUACCGAAACGCUCUCCAGGUAAGGCGAUCAUUAAAACCUUAGAUUACCUAAACGCUCUCCAGGUAAGGCGAUCAUUAAAACCUUAGAUUACCUAAACGCUCUCCAGGUAAGGCAAUCAUUAAAACCUUAGAUUACCUAAACGCUCUCCAGGUAGGGCAAUCAUUAAAACCUUAGAUUACCUAAACGCUCUCCAGGUAGGGCAAUCAUUAAAACCUUAGAUUACCUAAACGCUCUCCAGGUAAGGCAAUCAUUAAAACCUUAGAUUACCUAAACGCUCUCCAGGUAGGGCAAUCAUUAAAACCUUAGAUUACCUAAACACUCUCCAGGUAAGGCAAUCAUUACAACCUUAGAUUACCUACACCCCUCCCAGGUAGGGCGAUGAUCGAAGGGAUCAAGAAAAGAAACCUAAAAGUUGAGAAGGAUUUCGCCCGUCAACUGAAGCACGCAAAGCUCGCCGUGGGCAACGAAGAGACCGCUCAUCAGAGUAUGAAACAGAUAAUCAACCAGAAUAUCCAACGUUCAAAGGUAGGGCGCACAAUUUUGUCUACGCUUACUCAAGGUCGCUCUAUAAAGGGAGGGGGUUGUUCGAAAGGGGCAAUCACCCGGGCAUCAGCAUUAUGGCCUGGGGGGGCGGGUCUAAAGUGACUUUAGAUGGGAGAUUUAUUAUGAAUUAAAUGACAAAGUGAAAUGUACUUGACAAAAACAAGGCGUCCCGAAAUGUUUUUUUACUAGUCAGCGCUGGGCGGCACUUUUACCUUGUAUUUGUGGAAUCCAUGUUCAGGCUUCACCCCGGGCGCCAUUGUUUCUCGUAUUGCCCUGGACGACCCUGCGUCCCGGCUUUUUUGGGAUGUUAUCGGUUUAGCAACGUUAAACCAGCGUCUCGGUCAGUUUAAUUUUCUGUACCGGUAAUAAUUGGAUAUUCUGUCUCAGUCAGUUGGAUAUUCUGUCCCGGUCAGGUGAAUAUUCUGUCCCAGUCAGUUUAAUAUUAUGUACCGGUCAGUUGGAUAUUCUGUCCCGGUCAGGUGAAUAUUUUGUCCCGGUCAGGUGAAUAUUCUGUACCGGUCACUUGAAUAUUCUGUCCCGUUUAGUUGAAUAUGCUGUCCCGGUCAGUUUAAUAUUCCGUCCCCGUCAGUAAUAUUCUGUCAGGGUCAGUUGAAUAUUCUGUACCUGUAAGUUUAACAUUCUGUACUGAUAAGUUCAAUAUUUUGUCCCUGUCAGUUUAAUAUUCUGUCCAGGUUUGUAAUAUUUUGUCCCGUCAGUUUAAUAUUCUGUCCAGGUUUGUAAUAUUUUGUCCCUGUCAGUUUAAUAUUCUGUCAUGGUUUAAAUUACGAUUUAAAAAAAAAUAACGUCAUCAUAUCUAGAUAGAAAGUAUGUAAAUCUCGUCUUGUUUGACUUCCCAUUGUGUUAGUCCCAGCUCGAGUACUGGAUGGAGAAGUUUGAGAAAGACACGGUGCGACUGCAGCAGGAGCUGGACGAACUGAAGACAUACAGGGCCAAGGCCUUGAGUCGGAUAGCAUGGCUCAGGAAGAUGAUAGCCAACUAUGAGGAGAUCGUCAUUGAUGACAGGUGAGAUGGGUGUGACGUUCAGGUAUGAUGUCAUGGGUGUGGCUCUGUCAAAAGGGCGAGUCUUUUUUUUUCACCAGUUGUUUGGUGUUGUAAGAUUUUUUAAAAGUCUAAAUUGUAUUUUAAUCAUAGCAUUAACGGGAUAUCCACAGGACAAUUAUAGCAGGAAAUCAAAAAGUCAGUUAUAGCAUUAGCGGAAGAUACACAAGUUAUUUAUAGCAUUAGUGGGAGAUCCAAAAGUCAGUUAUAGUUUUUGCGGGAGAUCCACAAGACAGUUAUAGCAUUAGUGGGAGAUCCAAAAGUCAGUUAUAGUUUUUGCGGGAGAUCCACAAGUCAGUUAUAGCAUUAGUGGGAGAUCCAAAAGUCAGUUAUAGUUUUUGCGGGAGAUCCACAAGACAGUUAUAGCAUUAGUGGGAGAUCCAAAAGUCAGUUAUAGUUUUUGCGGGAGAUCCACAAGUCAGUUAUAGCAUUCGCGGGUGUUCUUUUUUUUAAAGAGACUUGUGUAAUUUUAUCAGAGGAAUUCCAAUAAUGUGUUGACACUGGACGGGCCUGGUAGAUGUUUACUUAUAGACGCAAUAGAUAAACAAACUUGUGGGAAAACAAGGAAGCGCAAAAACCACAGAGGCCUCCCCUUGCCCAGGCCCCUCCCCUAAUUCCGCUCAGUAGUCUUCAGAACCCUCACUUUCUGCUUGACUGUCCCUUAUCCCAAUCCCACUUCCCAACCACCACUAUCCCCUUAUCCCGAUCCCUCUUCCCAACCACCUCUAUCUCCUUAUCCCCAUCCCACUUCCCAACCACCAUUAUCCCCUUAUCCCCACCCCUCUUCCAACCACCACUAUCCCCUUAUCCCCAUCCCACUUCCCAACCACCACUAUCCCCUUAUCCCAAUCCCUCUUCCCAACCACCACUAUCCCCUUAUCCCCAUCCCACUUCCCAACCACCACUAUCCCCCUAUCCCCAUCCCUCUUCCUCCCCUUAUCCCCACCCCUCUUCCACCCACCACUAUCCCCUUAUCCCCCUCCCACUUCCCAACCACCACUAUCCCCCUAUCCCAAUCCCUCUUCCCAACCACCACUAUCCCCUUAUCCCCAUCCCACUUCCCAACCACCACUAUCCCCUUAUCCCCAUCCCUCUUCCCAACCACCACUAUCCCCUUAUCCCCAUCCCACUUCCCAACCACGACUAUCCCCUUAUCCCCACCCCUCUUCACAACCACCACUAUCCCCUUAUCCCCACCCCUCUUCUUAACCACCACUAUCCCCUUAUCCCCAUCCCUCUUCCCAACCACGACGAUGGCUAUCAAUCCGUAUCCCUUUUCCCAGUGUUUGCAAGGCGCUAUAAAUCAAGUUCCUAUUGACAUGAGAUAAUUCAAAAAAAAAUCUACAAACUCACAAGUUGUUUUUGUGAUGUUUCCCUUACCGGAUCUUUGGUGACGUUCUGAAAAGCAUGAUCUCUAUUUACAUUAAAAAAGUCCUCGGCAAAGGUUGAUACUAUCAGCCUCCACACUUGUUGCAUUAACAUCUUGACGUGUAAGAAAAUCCGCCUACUAACGUAUUCUUAAUGUUUACAUUACUCUUAUGACGAAGAUAUUUCAUACGUUUACAUUACUCUUAUGACGAAGAUAUUUCAUACUUUGUCUGACGCCGUAGAGAGUUGUUUAUUUAAUGUACACAUUUGUGACGCAUACAAGCUGAUUGUCCCGCUGGCGCUGAGCGUCCCGGACAGACCAAAUGAAAUAUAGACAUGAUAGGUCUUUUCUUAUCUAUAGACUUGUCACACAUGUUACAGAUAUGUAAAUCCACAUGGGGGGUCAAGAAUAUGACCUCAUUACAAAUGCUCACUUAAAAUAUAUCUAAUGGUGUCCACUGUUAGUGUUUAAUUUUUGUUUUCAAAAGUCUGUGCCCAAUGUUUAUGUCCAAUGUUUUAAGUCUCAUAUUUGUGUCCAAUGUUUGUGUCCAAUGUUUUAAGUCUCAUAUUUGUGUCCAAUGUUUAUGUCCAAUGUUUUAAGUCUCAUAUUUGUGUCCAAUAUGUGUGUCUCAUGCGUGUGUCCAUUAGUGUGUCUAGUGUUUGUGUCAAGUGUUUGUUUCCAAUGUUUCUGUCCAUUUUUUUGGCCAAAUAUUUAUGUCCCAUAUUUAGGUCCAAUAUUUAUGCCCAAUGCUUGUGUCCAGCAUUGUGUCUCGUGUUUGUGUCAAGUAGUUAAGUCCAAAGUGUGUGUAAAUGUUUAUGUCCAAUAUUUGUGUCCAAUGUUUGUGUCAAAUAUUUGUGUCAAAUAUUUAUGCCAAAUAUUUAUGUCCAAUCUUUAUGGCCAAUGCAUUUGUCCAGUAUUAUUUCCAGUGUUUGUGUCAAUAUUUGUGUCCAAGGUCUGAUUAAAGUAAUUGUAUCCAGUGUUUGUGUCCAGUGUAUGUGACCAGUGUUUGCGAUAAUGUCCAAUGUUAUUCUGUACCUUUUUAGUGUCUAAUCUUAUUGUCCAAUGUCCAGUGUUAUUGUCCAUUGUUAUUAUUCAAUUUUAAAACUAAAUCUUGAUGUCAAAUAUCUGUGUACUUGUAGGCGGGUGAAGAAGAUCCACGCUGACCGGUUGGCAAAGCAUGAUAAGGAGAUGAAGGCUGCCACCAAGGUCCAGUCGUGGUGGCGUGGCUUGAUGGUCAGGGAGUUGAUGGGACCGUUCAAAACGUUGUAUAUCGAGCUCAAGGCCAGGAAGAAAUCAAUCACCAAAAAGACAAAAUAAGAACCGUUGAAGAAACAAUAAGACAGAAUCAUCUGCAGGAAAAAAAUAUCUCAAGCUAUUGCCUGGUUUAGAAAUGAAAACAAAAGGACAUCUUACUUUUGUGUCAACAAUCUGGCUAAAGGCAGAGUACUAUUUUAUGAUGAUGGUUUUAAAGAGGACAAUAAUCAAAGGACAUUUAGUUGUUUACUUUAGCAAUAUGUAUCCCUCAGAUGCUUUAUCGACAUAUUCAUGGAAGAUGAAAAUAUGAAAUUAUUCAUUGGUCAAAAAGCAAUGCUUUAAAUUAUGAUUUAAACUCUCUAAAAAAAAAUAAUUAAAAAAGGAAGAUAUUAAACAGAAGAUAUUGAAAACAC
Messenger RNA from Lymnaea stagnalis (great pond snail), 16655 nucleotides. NCBI's taxonomy places the organism in Eukaryota, Metazoa, Mollusca, Gastropoda, Lymnaeidae. The record is from the annotation of a GenBank genome assembly.